AUGUAUAUCAGGAUACUGCACAAAUGUAUAUGCGUAUAAAGCACACAUUAACCUCCUAGUGUAUGCAUAUAAAUUCCCCUUUUACAUUUCCCAUAAUACUUAUUUUAGUGCUCUGCACAUCCAUUCACCCUCGCACUAUUUGUAUCCCCGUUUACAGUUUAACAGUUUCACCUACUUUUCUGUAUAUAAUUGACUCAUAUGUUUAUGUUUGUUUAUCUGUGUUUAAUGUUGUUUUGUGAGUUACCUUGAAAUAUCCACACAGUGAGGAGAAUGAGGUCACCCUAUUUCCCAGCGAGGUCGGUGCUUUUCCACAAGGAACCCAACGGAGUGACGUACAGAGUCCCAGCACUGCUCUACCUGUCCCGCUCCAGGUCCUUCCUGGCCUUCUGUGAGGAGAGACUGAGCCCGUCCGACUCUCAGGCUCACCUGCUGGUCAUGAGGAAAGGCACUUUUUACAGAAACUAUGUAGAGUGGGAGGACAUGCGAGUCCUGGGCACUGCAUUCCUGCAAGGCCACCGGUCCAUGAACCCGUGCCCGGUGUACGACGAGUUCACAGGUACUCUCUUCUUGUUCUUCAUCGCUGUCCUCGGCCACACCUCGGAGUCCUAUCAGCUGGUGACGGGGAAGAAUGUGACCCGGCUCUGUUACAUCUGCAGCACUGAUGAAGGGGACACCUGGAGUCCUAUCACAGACAUCACCAAGAGGGUCAUCGGAGACACUAUCAAAGAAUGGGCCACCUUCGCUUUGGGCCCGGGCCACGGCAUCCAGCUGAAGUCGGGUCGUCUGCUGAUUCCUGCUUACGCCUACCACAUCGAGUGCAAAGAGUGCUUCGGACAGCUCUGCCACUCCACUCCCCACGCCUUCUGCUUCCACAGUGACACCCAUGGGCGAACCUGGCGUUUUGGAGAGCCAGUGCCGGUGCCAGAGAGUGUGGAGUGUCAGCUGGUGUCUGUGGAUGAAGAAGAUGGGACUAAUGUCUUGUAUUGUAACGCACGCAGCCCUCUCGGGUACAGGGUGCAGGCCCUAAGUCUGGACGAUGGAGCGGCCUUUCAGGAGGGGCAGUUGGUGCAGCGACUGGUGGAGCCUCGGAAUGGUUGUCAUGGUAGCAUUGUGGGAUUUCCUGCCCCGUUACAUUCAUCUCUUGAGCAUCAUUUGCACCAGCCUCGCUCCAGACACUGGACAUCCUGCACGACCAACUCCAGUCAAACUCUGUCUCCAAACACCUCUGCUUCCACCACCCUGACACCCAAUCACCCUAAUUUCCUCACCCCCACCUGGGUGGUGUACUCCCAUCCAACAUGGACCACCGCACGCAAAGAUCUGGGCAUCUUCCUCAGCCUGUUUCCCCGUGAUCCAGACAGUUGGCGUGGCCCCUGGGUGAUCUAUGAGGGCCCCAGUGCCUACUCUGACCUCGCCUAUUUGGAGUUGCCCUCCUCACCUGGUGCACCGCCUGCUGUGGCCUUCGCCUGCAUGUUUGAGUGCGGCGCCAAAACAGCCUAUGAUGAAAUCUGUUUCAGCAUCUUCACUCUCUACGAGCUUAUUGAUAAUCUGCCCCGAGAGGCGCAGCUGGGGAAGCAUGAAUGUAAGAGACGGCAGAAUCAAGAGACAGAUUGUACACGCAGACAUGACCCUCAAAAUGCGGUAGUUUUCCAUCAGGUGUCUCGUGUGAAGAAGAGGAGGAAGAUGAGCAUGCUGACUGAGAUGUGCUCUGUUUCUUGAAUGUAGUUUUUUGGCUUUUGUUAAGUGUCUUCCGAUAAUUUUCACUCCGUGACCACUUUAUUAAAUACACGUGAAAAAUCUAAUACAACAGUUCAUACAAGUCUACUUGUAUGAUGCUGGCAUUAUAGAGCAUUAGGCUGUUAAUAAAAACCACCACGUCGUGCACUGAUGACGUGGUCCUUAUCAGAGGUGCAUCGGGACACAAAAGCAUUUACGCUGCAGAAAGUCUGUGGUCAAAUGUGUCAGCAAGUGGUUUGAAUGAUCAGAUCACACCCAUUCUUGGUAGUCGUUUACACUUAUAUUCAGCACUGUCCACUUGUGAUUGGAUUACCCAAAACUCACGUUCAUACCAGGUGUAAACCGCCUCUGACAGAGCUCUACAGGUGUACCUGAUAAAUUGGCCACAGAGUCUAUAUCCACAAUGUAUUACAGAUUAUGGCACACAUUUUUGACAUUUUUGACUUUUGAUGAAAAUCCAUUUGUUAUUUGUUUGUAUGACUGGGUAAA
Messenger RNA from Plectropomus leopardus (leopard coralgrouper), 2226 nucleotides. It is a transcript of the gene neu4, whose product is annotated as sialidase 4. The record is from RefSeq and is a predicted model, not a curated record. Gene Ontology annotation, biological process: oligosaccharide catabolic process; ganglioside catabolic process. Lineage: Eukaryota; Metazoa; Chordata; Actinopteri; Perciformes; Serranidae. Gene Ontology annotation, cellular component: intracellular membrane-bounded organelle; cytoplasm; membrane. Gene Ontology annotation, molecular function: exo-alpha-sialidase activity.